AUGGCGCCGCCGGAGGGCAGGGGGUGCACCCUCGAGGAGAAGGAGAGCCGCGAGGACCAGCCGUGGGACGAAGACGGCUUGCGCCUCGGCGAGCGGCGCGGCGAAGGGACGGAUGGGCUCCUUGAGAGCGGCGGCGGUGGCGAGCGGCCCUUUGAGAUGCUGGUGCUGCGCCCGAGCAAGCGGCCAAGCAGAUGCUGCUGCGGCGGGGCUGGCGUAGCGGGAGGAGAAGCAGCGACGAAGCGAGGGAGCUUUGGCGCAGCCGGGCAGGUCGCGUUCAAAUGCCCGGAACGGACGUCACAGUGGUGUCCGGCCGGCGCGAUCACCGAGCUGUGA
Molecule: messenger RNA, 333 nt
Organism: Emiliania huxleyi CCMP1516
Lineage: Eukaryota; Haptophyta; Isochrysidales; Noelaerhabdaceae
Exons: 3
Coding region: 1-333 (110 amino acids)
Source: RefSeq, a predicted model, not a curated record